AAUCCUCAGAACUUUCUCAAUUCAACUGGAAGAACCCCAAUUCUAAAACCCUCGAUUCAACCAAACCCUAAUCCCCAAACAAUCACUAUUUCUAUUGAUUAUCGGAGUCAUUGAUACUACUUGUAUGGGUUUCGAUUCUCUGAUUCAGGCGCCGGUGAGCACUAACAAUUCAGCCGUCGGCGUUAAUUUCCCGUUAGAUGACACCAAUAAGAAGAUUCGAAAGCCCUAUACAAUCACCAAAUCUAGACAGAAUUGGACCGACGUUGAACACGAUAAGUUUCUCGAAGCGCUUCAUCUCUUUGAUCGUGACUGGAAAAAGAUUGAAGCUUUUGUUGGGUCCAAGACUGCUAUCCAGAUACGCAGCCAUGCUCAGAAGUACUUUCUAAAAGUCCAAAAAAGUGGGACCAACGAGCACGUCCCACCCCCACGCCCAAAGAGGAAAGCGUCACAUCCAUAUCCUCACAAAGCCCCGAAGAACGAUGUACCUAAAUCAGUAGGAUCUCAACAGUUCGUUACUGAUGUCAUCAGACGUGACGAUAUAAUCAUGAACAAUCCGUAUCAGUGGGAUACAAACCCAUGGAUGUACAAUACAAUAACAGCACCUAAUGAGCCCACACAAGAUGAUGUCAGAUCACAUAACUGUUGCAGUAGCAGCAGUGAAGGUGAUCCGAAAUGGUCAGCUGGUGAAACAACGAGCGAACAUGAAGUAAAGCACAGUAAGAUAGCACGAGUCAUGCCAGACUUCCCGAAAGUUUACAGAUUCAUCGGUGGGAUCUUUGACCCCAAUGAAGCUAAUCACUUGCAGAAAUUAAAGAUGAUGGAUCCUGUGGAUGUUGAAACGGUGGUUGCGUUGAUGAAAAAUCUCUGUGCUAAUCUCAAAAGCCCCCAGUUUGAGGACUAUAAGAAAUUAUUUUCUUCAUAUGAUGCGGGAACCGGAAAGGUUACAUCAGGCGGUUCAUUUAGCAGUCUUCAAGUGUUGCCCGGGAAAGCAAUCCCGACUUCAUAAAAGUCUUGAACAUGUAUUACUUCUGGUUUUUGUAAACCCCAGGUGUGUAGGUGUUUUGUUGACUUGCUUCUGGUACAUAUAAACUACAAGAAUGAAGGGCAGAUUUGUAAAUAGCAUGUGUUGUUAAUCUGUCGUCAUUUGUUUUUUGGGGGACAGAAUAAUCUCGUUUCAAGAUAGUGUUUGGUUUUGGAAAUCCAUGUUAUCUUGAUAUGAAGUAUGAACAAAUGAUCAAAUUUGUUGGUGUGAGUUUUGGUAACAUGCUUUCUGUGUAGCCUGUGUUCUCUUAAUCA
Helianthus annuus (common sunflower) is the source of this 1296-nucleotide messenger RNA. RefSeq names its product protein REVEILLE 6. Gene Ontology annotation, molecular function: DNA binding. Lineage: Eukaryota; Viridiplantae; Streptophyta; Magnoliopsida; Asterales; Asteraceae. The coding region runs from base 125 to 1006 and encodes 293 amino acids. The record is from RefSeq and is a predicted model, not a curated record. The transcript has 9 exons.